UUGAUUUGUCUAUUUGUCAUAGCAGAACAGAGGAAAAGAAUAAUUAUGUUUUGCCUUGGUGGUUAGUGGGUUUAUUUCACAAUAUACAUAAAUUUAUAAUUUACACUCUGAAUUGAAAAGUUUGUCAUUUGUAUUCCAGAAACGCUCAGUUCUCGUGGAUUUUCAACGCAGGAUUUCAUGUAUUUCAAUAAGGUUAUAAUAGUGUGGAUAUACUAGGCUAAAGCAAAUAUUGUAUUACUCAACAUCAGACAUGUUUUCCUUCAAUAUAUUUGGGGAUAUUCCCAGGACAUUUAAUAAACAAUAUCAAUGUUAUUCUGUUGCUAUGCUGCCAGGGAACGAACGUGAAGAUGUUGAAAAAGGAGGUAAGAUAAUAAUGCCACCUUCUGCUUUGGAUCACUUAACACAGUUAAACAUAACUUACCCUAUGUUGUUUAAGUUGACUAACAGAAGAAUCAACAGAGUUUCACAUUGUGGGGUUUUAGAAUUUGUGGCCGAUGAAGGUAAUGUCUAUCUUCCACGCUGGAUGAUGCACAAUCUGUUAUUGGAGGAAGGUGACCUGGUAUCGAUUGAAAAUAUUUUACUACCUGUUGCUAGUUUCGCAAAAUUUCAACCUCAGUCAUCUGAUUUUUUGGAUAUAACUAAUCCUAAAGCUGUGUUGGAAAACUCUCUUCGAAAUUAUGCGUGUUUAACAACAGGUGAUGUGAUUGCAAUAAUGUAUAAUAAGAAGACAUAUGAAGUUUGUGUUUUGGAAACUAAACCAGGUAAUGCUGUGUGUAUAAUUGAAUGUGAUAUGAAUGUUGAGUUUUCAGCUCCGGUAGGAUAUGAAGAGCCAAAGAAAGUAGAGAAAGAAGAAGAUUUUGAAAUGGAUGAGACCAAUUUAAUUCCAGAACAAAAAGGUUUUGUUGCAUUUACUGGCGAAGGUAAUAUCCUUGAUGAGAACAAAAAGAAAAAGAUUAACUUAGAUGGGCAAGGCAACAAAUCUUCUGGUGUGGCAAAGGUGCCUUAUCAACGUGGAAUCCCAGACUACAACUACACUGUUGGAACUCUACAGUUUAUAAGGAACAACAAACCACCAGCUGAAAAAGAAAAUAAAGAGCCUACCAAUGAUUUUAAACCCUUCUUUGGUUCCGGCCAGUCUCUGAGACAGUCAAAGAACUAAUAUAAAAAUAUUUCCAAAGUGUUAUGAUUUUAAUUUUUUUUUUUAAUUUGUUUUUCAAUUUCUAUAUUUUACAUCUGGUGUAACCUAGGUAAACUUACGGAAAUCAUAAUACUCUAUGUACUUACAGUUUUAAAUUGUAAAAUCCUUUUCUGUAUUAAUUCUGUGUUUUAUAGUGUAAAUUUUGUGAAAGAGAUUAAUGAUAUAAAACAGGUUAUAAUGCUUAUAAGUUUGUUCUUAAAUGAAACGUUAGGCCUAACUUAAAUUAGUAAUGGUAAUGAGUAAUCGCAAAUAAAAUUUCUUUAAUUUAAUGAAGUUGUAGACUUAAGUUAUUUGUUGAGUUUAUAUUGGUAUGUUGUGAAACAGAAUUUGCUAAGCAUUAUUUCAGUGGUUUUUGUUGUCGAAUUGAAAUCUCUUUAUUCUCUGCGUAAAACCCAUAUGAAAUGUUAGGUUAUUAUAUUAAUAGGUCUAUUAUUAUAGUAAUUUCUUUUGUUAGAAUAAUGACACGUCAAAGUAUUUUUGGUUAUAAGUCUGUUCUAUGGUAUAGUAGAGAGCGCAUCACACAUGAUGAAACAUUUUUUAAAUUUAGUUUAAUUAAAACAAAAAGAAAAUGCUUUGCUAUUUUCAACUAAACCUAUUGAAUCCAAUUGAUUUUGUUAAUAUCAUAUCAUUUAAUACUUAAGCUGCUCGUUUGAUUAAUUAUACAUUUUACAAAUGGAAAUUUUGUUAUAUUAUCUAAAGUAAAUUACAGAUGUAAAAAUACAAAGUAAAACUAAUGUAUAAUCACUACAAUCUAUAACAUUGUAUUUUAAAAUUAUGGUCGUUAUUAUUUGUACUAUUUAUAAUCAUUUAAUACCAUUAAGAAUUAUAAAAAAACAAGUUCGAAAGUAAACUUUUAGACAACUUGUUAAUACCUUUCUGCUCAGAAAUCCUGACAUAAGUAGAAGGAAAUAUCGAACAGGUAUUGGCAGGAAGGUAAGCUGCUAAUUAAAAAUAACUGAAGUAAAAUAUUACAUUGACGCAUGUGAGAACACAUCCAUAGCAGUUAAUCGCCUUUUUUAAAUUUGGUAAUGUUUAUGUGAACUUUCUACUUGACAGUACCUAUAUUGUAAGUGAGUUAAGGCAAUAACACGCACAAUCAGGAUAAUACAUUUAAAUGAUUAAGUGUUAAGUAUAAUAAUAAUAUUAACAACUGAUAUUUACCUGUUAGUCUUUACUUUCUUUGUUUUUAACAUUAAAGUUUAUAAACCCUUGCACUUGAGAGAAAAUAUUAAAAUUAUGAAUAGGCUACAUUCACUCACUUAUAAUAAAUUUAAGAUCCAUCCAUUUUACUUGUUCUUCAAACAUAUUUUCUUUUGAAGUAUAUAUAAACAAAUUUGUCAUUUAUAUGCUUUAAAUAAUACAUGCAGCAAUGUGAUCAUGUUCAACCCUGUGUAUACUGUAAAUUUUACAUCAGAUUGUACAGUACUUGUAAAAUAUUUUUUUGUAGAGAGAGUUUGGUCAGCGGAUUGUUUAUACUAAUAUACUCCGAGAUACAGCUAUUCAGACUGAUCUUAGGUUUUUAUUAAAGAUUUCUUAUUGACGGAAAAUCACAAAAUAAGAAAGUAAGUAUCCGACAAUUGCCUUAUUUGACCUCUGAUGUCUAGAAAGUGAGUAUGAUCAUGUGUUAAAAUAUAAUGCAAUUACUUAUUUAAUACAGUAUCUUAAUGAUAACUACUAAACAUUGUAAUUAAAGCCUAUUUUUCAGGAUCUUGAUAAGACUAAAAUUCAACAAAAUUUAGAACUUCACAAUUAGGUAGAUUUUGUUUACAAAAUCAGCCUUUUUAUAUUGUUUAAUAACAUUAUUAUUUAAGAUUUAUUUCUAACUUAACAACUAUAGUUAAAUAUUGGAAGAUGACUGUUUGGUCUUCCUGCUUGCUAACUCUGUGAUCAAAUGCACAUACUAAACACAGACCUAAUACUGUCACAUUCUGAACUGUAAUCAAGAUUAGGUUAUAUUUUUAUGCUUAUAAUAAAAUAAAUUACUAUUUAAGGCACUCAAAAUCAGAAUAAGAAGCAUUGUUUAUUGAUUUAAUACAGAUUCACACAAGUCAAUGUAAAAUAUUUUAAAGAGUGAUAGGUCGAUCAAUGAUUAGUCCUAGUAACAAAAUAUGAUUUUAAUAAAAAUUACAAUUUCCAAGAUACUAACACUUUUUUGAAAAUCACAAAACUGUUACUCUAGAUUAAUAUCUUAUGUAGGCCAUUUACAAAACUAGGUGUUAUGAUUUUACCUUUCAAUUAAAGUCAAUGAUAGAAAAUGUGCAAAUUAUACAAGUGGAAGGUACUUCUGGAACUUUUCACUACUUCUCGUUAUAGUGAAAAGUUUUCAUUUCAAGGUAUUUGAAAUAAACAUUCUUCUGAUUCAAAAAUUUGUACUUUAAAGAAAAAUGUAAUAUUACAAUGUUAUUUAGGAUUAAAAAAAUGUAAUAUUUGAUUACUUAACAAAUGAAAUCAACAGAGUGAGUUAAUAUUGUAGUAAAAUUGAAAUUACUUUCUUUAGUGCCUAUUAGUAAGUACAAUUCUUAUUAUACAAUUUUGAAUUGGAGAAAAUCUGUGUAAGAUACUCUAAAAUUAAACUUUUCACCUUUAAUAAGAAAACUGUGAUAUUGUUCAUCUGUUUUUCAUGUGCACCAGAUUUCCUACCAUUAUGACAAAUUCAAAGGAAAUACUAUAACAAAACUACUAGCUUUGUAGCAGUAAUACAUAUUGCAUAGUAUAUUUUCAAAAAAAGUUGAUAUCCCUGAAAAUUAAAAACUUUUACUAAGGUCAUGCAUGUUUUUUUAUUUGGAUUAGCUGCUAACCUAUCACCCCUUGGAACUUUACAGUUGACGUAGUGAACAUCCUAUUUAUAUUGGAAAGUUGAUAAAAAUAAUGCUAAUAUAAAAUAGUUUUUUUGCAAGGUGCAAGUUAAUAAUUAAAUUCUCAUGUAACAUAGGCUAAUACAAAUUUGGUCAUUCCCAAAUCGUAAUUUUCAAAUUAUAUUUUAAACAAAUGUUAUCUCAAAAGAGAUAUGAUAAUUUUGUUAUAUGUAUAUUACUGAUACAUUUUCACAAGUUUCAGUUAACACAACUUAGUAAAAAUCAAGAUCUAUUUGAGUUGAAUUCUGGUUCAGUUAAAUGAAAGUACAUCACUAGCUUUCUGUAGGAAAAUUACACUUCAAAAUCUAGCCAUAAAAUUAAUUUGUAAACAGCUCUAUAAGCAGUUGUGUUUCUUAGAUUAUGGCAUAAAACUUGCAAUAUGAAGGCCCGGUUUCAAAAAUAAGAUAAAAAACUAUGUUGCACAUAUCAGAAUCAGAAAUUGCUUUAUUCACAAGUUUGUACAGUGUGCAAUGAAUAGUGUCAUGAAUACAAAUACUAUGACUACAUUAUAACACUACAACAAAAAAUAAUGUUAUAUAUAAACAUACAUAACAUAAAAUAAAUAACACUAUAAAAUAAUACAAUAAAAAAUGUAUACAAACAAAAAUGACUAUUCCUCACAUAUAUUACCUAGUAGUCUAACUCCUCUUCAAUUUCUGUUAUUGAGUAUGGUGCUAAAUUAAUAAAUUGUUAAAAUAA
This is a messenger RNA of Homalodisca vitripennis (glassy-winged sharpshooter), 4752 nucleotides long. RefSeq names its product ubiquitin recognition factor in ER-associated degradation protein 1 (gene Ufd1-like). The record is from RefSeq and is a predicted model, not a curated record. The transcript has a single exon. Gene Ontology annotation, molecular function: polyubiquitin modification-dependent protein binding. Bases 251 to 1159 code for a protein of 302 amino acids. Lineage: Eukaryota; Metazoa; Arthropoda; Insecta; Hemiptera; Cicadellidae. Gene Ontology annotation, cellular component: VCP-NPL4-UFD1 AAA ATPase complex.